Lolium rigidum is the source of this 1893-nucleotide messenger RNA. Its product is annotated as probable histone deacetylase 19. The record is from RefSeq and is a predicted model, not a curated record. Lineage: Eukaryota; Viridiplantae; Streptophyta; Magnoliopsida; Poales; Poaceae. Gene Ontology annotation, molecular function: histone deacetylase activity. The transcript is spliced from 7 exons. The coding region runs from base 16 to 1575 and encodes 519 amino acids.
CGUCGCCGUCGCGCCAUGGACCUCUCCUCGUCCGGCGCCGGCGGCAACUCGCUGCCGUCGGUGGGCCCCGACGGGCAGAAGCGGCGCGUCUGCUACUUCUACGACGCGGAGGUGGGCAACUACUACUACGGGCAGGGCCACCCGAUGAAGCCGCACCGCAUCCGCAUGACGCACUCGCUGCUCGGCCAGUACGGCCUGCUCGACCAGAUGCAGGUCUUCAAGCCGCAGCCCGCCCGCGACCGCGACCUCUGCCGCUUCCACGCCGACGACUACAUCGCCUUCCUCCGCUCCGUCACGCCCGAGACGCAGCAGGACCAGAUCCGGGCCCUCAAGCGGUUCAACGUCGGCGAGGACUGCCCGGUAUUCGACGGGCUCUACAGCUUCUGCCAGACCUACGCGGGGGGAUCCGUCGGCGGCGCCGUCAAGCUCAACCACGGCCACGACAUCGCUAUCAACUGGUCGGGGGGACUGCACCACGCCAAGAAGUGCGAGGCAUCCGGCUUCUGCUACGUCAACGACAUCGUACUUGCCAUACUCGAGCUACUCAAAACACACCAGCGAGUUCUAUAUGUCGACAUCGACAUCCACCACGGUGACGGGGUUGAGGAGGCAUUCUACACAACAGACAGGGUUAUGACAGUCUCAUUCCACAAGUUUGGGGAUUACUUCCCUGGCACAGGGGAUGUCCGCGAUAUUGGGCACGCAAAGGGGAAGUAUUACUCCCUAAAUGUCCCUCUGGACGAUGGGAUCGAUGACGAGAGCUACCAGUCCCUGUUCAAGCCUAUAAUGGCCAAAGUCAUGGAGGUUUACCGCCCUGGUGCAGUCGUCCUUCAGUGUGGCGCCGAUUCGUUAUCUGGAGACAGGUUGGGUUGCUUCAAUCUUUCCAUCAGAGGUCAUGCGGAAUGCGUCAAGUACAUGAGAUCUUUCAACGUUCCGUUGUUGCUUCUUGGCGGUGGUGGAUAUACCAUAAGAAAUGUUGCACGAUGUUGGUGUUACGAGACUGGAGUUGCACUUGGCCAAGAGCUCGAGGAUAAGAUGCCUAUCAAUGACUACUAUGAAUACUUUGGGCCAGAUUACACUCUUCAUGUAGCACCAAGUAACAUGGAGAACAAAAAUUCACAGCACCAGCUGGAUGAUAUAAGAAGCAAACUUCUUGACAAUCUUUCAAAACUUCGGCAUGCCCCUAGCGUCCAAUUUCAAGAGCGGCCUCCUGAUACAGAGUUACCUGAGGCGGAUGAAGAUGAAGAGGAUAUGGAUGAAAGGCACGAUGACCCUGAUUCUGAUAUGGACUUGGAUUACCACCACCCACCUUUGGAAGACUCGGGAAGGAGAAGUAUUCAAGGUACAAGAGUUAAGAGAGAAUUUACUGGAACUGAGACCAAAGAUCAGGAUGCUAUUAGAGCAUCAGUUGAACAUAGAGGACAAGAACCCAAGACAGAAGACGUUGGUCCCUCCAAGCAAGUUGCUCCGGUCGAUGCUAGUGCCAUGGCUGUUGACGAGCCAGGAAAUAUCAAGACUGAACAAGGGAGCUCUACCAAGUUGCCAGACCCAACAGCCAUCUACCAGAAGCCAUGAUUACAUUGUUUGGGCACGUUUACUGUGUACCAAGUUGGCAGACCCAACACAACAGCACAUGUUUUGACAGUCAAAAAAUGAGGAAAGAAUGAAGUGAAUCAGGUGAUACAUUUUUUUUUUUGCAUUUCAGACGGUCUGCCUUUCUGUAGAAGUGGUGCUGGUCUGCCAGUCCGUAGAAGUGGUGCGGUAGGCAGUGCUUUGAGGUGGAGACAAUAGUCUGACCCAUGUAUACAUGUAGCGUGGAUUGAGCUGUAAUUUGUAGUCGAACCAUAAUCAAUUAAAUGGACCGUGAGGCAAAAUUUCCUCGGUUAUCAGCAA